This is a messenger RNA of Capra hircus (goat), 3894 nucleotides long. It is a transcript of the gene P2RY8, whose product is annotated as purinergic receptor P2Y8. NCBI's taxonomy places the organism in Eukaryota, Metazoa, Chordata, Mammalia, Artiodactyla, Bovidae. The coding region runs from base 332 to 1396 and encodes 354 amino acids. Gene Ontology annotation, cellular component: membrane. Gene Ontology annotation, molecular function: thrombin-activated receptor activity. The record is from RefSeq and is a predicted model, not a curated record. The transcript has 2 exons. Gene Ontology annotation, biological process: blood coagulation; thrombin-activated receptor signaling pathway; phospholipase C-activating G protein-coupled receptor signaling pathway.
CUGGGUCUCCACGGAGGCCGCCUGGAGCCGGGGAGCGGGUACCUUUCGAGGCUCUGAAUCCGGCGAGGGUGUAAGCCCGCGCGCAAUCUGCGCGCCCGACACGGCGGCGAUGCCGGCGUCCGCGCCGCGCUCUGACACCCAGCCCGGGCUCCUCCGGGGGCGGCUGGACGGUGGCUUCCUGACUCCAGGCUUGGUCUGAAGCACGGCUGCUGCGCGUUCGGAUCCAGCCCCGGGCUGCGUUUGCACCGCUGACGCGCAUCGGCCUUUCCAGAUCGGCACCCCGUAUCCCGAGGCCACCCCCCCGGCCCGGCCACCCCCCAACGGCCGCAGCAUGGACGUGAACAUGACGCGCCCGGACAACGCCACCAUCCUGAUGCUGCGCGACCCGGCCAUCGCGGUGGUGCUGCCCGUGGUGUACUCGCUGGUGGCGCUGGUGAGCAUCCCCGGCAACCUGUUCUCGCUGUGGGUGCUGUGCCGGCACAUCGGGCCCAAGACGCCGUCGGUCGUCUUCAUGAUCAACCUGAGCGUCACGGACCUCGCGCUGGCCUGCGUGCUGCCCUUCCAGAUACACUACCACUGCAACGGCAACCACUGGGUGUUCGGCGUGCUGCUCUGCAACGCCGUCACCGUGGCCUUCUACGCCAACAUGUACUCGUCCAUCCUCACCAUGACCUGCAUCAGCGUGGACCGCUUCCUGGGCGUCGUGUACCCGCUGGCGUCCGCACGGUGGCGCCGCCGCCGCUACGCGCUGGCCGCCUGCGCCGCCACGUGGCUGCUGCUGCUGGCGGCGCUGUCCCCGCUGGCGCGCACCGACCUCACCUACGCCGUGGACGCGCUGGGCAUCGUCACCUGCUUCGACGUGCUCAAGUCCAACAUGCUGCCCAGCGUGGCCAUGUGGGCCGCCUUCCUCUUCACGCUGUUCGUCCUGCUCUUCCUGGUGCCCUUCGUGAUCACCGUGGCCUGCUACACCGCCACCAUCCUGACGCUGCUGCGCUCCGCCGACCCCCACGGCCGCGCGCAGCGCCGCCGCGCCGUCUCCCUGGCCGCCGUGGUGCUGCUGGCCUUCGUGGCCUGCUUCGCGCCCAGCAACUUCGUGCUGCUGGUGCACAUGGUCAGCCGCCUCUUCCUGGGCCGCAGCUACUAUCACAUCUACAAGCUCACGCUCUGCCUCAGCUGCCUCAACAACUGCCUGGACCCCUUCGUCUACUACUUCGCGUCCAGCGAGUUCCAGCUGCGCCUCCGCGACUACCUGGGCUACGGCCCGCUGCCCGCCGCCGACAGCCCCGACAGCCGCCGCGAGAGCCUCUUCUCCGGGCGGACGCUGUCCGCGCGCUCCGUGGAUGAGCACGAGGCGCCCGAGAGGCCCAGGGUGAGACGGCAGGAGAGCGUGUUCUGAGACAGGCACCCCUCAUGGCGAGUGCAGGGUGGGGGGCGUUGAGGGACAGCAGGGGUCUUUGCGGCCUGUUUUCGGUCACUCCGGGCGCUCUGGGAUUCAUCCGGAUCACGCUCUGCCUGCCGCCUCCCUGCCGAGCGCCCCCAGCCACGGCAGGUCCUCCUGGGGUCUGCCGGGGUUCCUGGCCUGACCCCUGCGAUCCUUUGAGGACCCGGCCAGACCAGCGAGCACACGAGCCCGCAGCAGCACCCCCCCCCCCAUCCGCAGCUGUGAGGUUUUGAAAAGAUGAUGGACCCCAGUUCCUGCAGCGCCCGGGAUGCUGAGACAGCAGGUCGUCAGGGUCUGCCUGAAACACCCUCUGCGCAUCAGAGGGAGAAACAUAGGAUAAGUUCAGGGUUCCCUCGUGGGGGGAGGGGGCGGGGCGGGGAAGAAAACAGCUCUGAAGCCCCUAAGGUGAGACCUGGCAGGGACCAGCGGGGAGGGGCUUGGGGAGAACCCCCAGGGCAGCGCGGCUGCAAAGCUCGUGACAUCCGCCCCCAUCGGACCUCAGAGAUGCUGGUGGGAUUGUGAGCCGAUGUUACGGGAGCAGUUGGUCCCUGGACAUCAUUGCCUGGGAACUGUGUAGCGCAGUACAUAGUGUCCCAACCCCACAAAUCCACGUCUGCCCGGAAUAUCAGAGUGUGACCCACAGGAUCAGGGUGGUCCUAGACCCCGUGACAGGGUCCUUAAAAGACACCCAAGAGGAGAGACAUGGACACAGAGAUGGGAGGGAGGCGGCCGCCAGCCCAGGGAUGGACUCCUGGAGCCCCCGGAAGCUGGAAGAGGCGGGGAGGACCCUCCCCUGGAGCCGCUGCAGGGAGCCCAGCCCCGGAACACCCUGACCUUAGACGUGUGGUCCCCAGGACCCGGGGAGGGUGGAUACCUGUCUGGGGCGUUAAGCCCCUCAUUUAUAGAACUCUCACAGCCGCCCUAGGAGACCCCCGCAGUCUGCGAUUCUGAGACUGGGCCUCUGGCCACGGGCCGGGUGAUUCUAGGGGCCGCAGUGCCUGGUGCUGGCUCCCAGCGUGGGACCUGCGUAGGGCAGUCCAUGCUCUUGGUGGGGAGAAGGACUCGCCUGGGGGUCCCAUCCAUCCCCAUCCCCACCAUGGGAGGCCCACACAGAGGACAGUGUCCAAGCCAGUCCGCAGUGUUUGCACAGGGCAGAGACCCACCGUUUGCUGCUUUCAGAAUGCCGGCCAGACAUGCCCCCCCGCCUGAGAAAGGACGUGUGCCACGGGUGGCGGGAGAAGGGCUGGCUUCAAGGACUCGGAACACCCCAGGAUGGCGUGUGGUCCACCCGCUCUUCCCGACUGUUCCCAGAGCCAAGCCCCUAGAAAGUCAAGUCACCACGACAACAGUCCGCAGGCAGAAAAACCCUGACCCAGCAAGACAGUGGCAGCCACGUCCUGCGAGUGGGCUUCCAGCGUCUGACUCUGAAAAGCUGUGAAAACCUCAAACCACCGUCACGGAACCGUCUUCUUGCUGAGCUGAGAACAAGCAUCACCGUUUGAAUUUGGAGGAAGCCGGUCUAAUCGAUAACACUGCCCCUCACCACUCCCACCCACCAGCCUGCAAUGGGCGUGAUGUCCAUCCAGCCUCUGGGUCCCAGACAGCUCAGGUCACAUUUCGUCACCUUCGUCACCAUCGUCACCAACAGUUCGCUGUCCAGCCCCUCAGGGCCACCGACAUCUCCCUGAUUUCUGCGUCCCAAGGACCCCCAGUUCCACUGAAGUUGCCAGAUUCCAACAGCAUCUUCAGGGAACCGCCGGCCUUUCCGAGGGGUGCCUGUCAGCUCAGUGGAAAUCCCAGGGGUGGAUAUCCUUGUUUCAGCACGUUAAUAAUAUAGUUCUUGUUCAGUCGCUCAGUCGUGUCCGACUCUGUGACCCCGUGGACUGCAGCACGCCAGGCUUCCCUGUCCUUCACCAUCUUCCGGAGUUUGCUCAAACUCAUGUCCAUAGAGUCAGUGAUGCCAUCCAACCAUCUCCUCCUCUGUCGUCCCCUUCUCCUCCCACCUUCAAUCUUUCCCAGCAUCAAGGUCUUUCCCAAAGAGUCAGCUCUUCGCAUCAGGUGGUCAGAGUACGACACCUCUUUUCUUGAACCUGUUUUAAAACACCCACACUGAAGACAUGCGGUUUGCUGGAAAUCGUCAGACGAAGACAUUGAUUUAUUGUUUUUUCCCAGUGUCUGCUGUGUCUUUGGAAACCUGUGAUCCUGUCAUUUCACUGAUAUUUCUGUGCUGUUAAAAAGCCUCAAGAGCAGGAAUGCAUGUAAAUGACCAAACUGCGUAGGAGUCCCUGUGGGGGACGGAAUGUGUCGGAUGGGAUGACUGCUCAGGGUCUCAAUGCUAUGUUGACAACUGCUUUUUAACUCUAGUACCUCUUCAAAAUCAACCAUCUUUUUUUUUUUUUUUCUAAGCAAGGUGUGUGUUUUAACCUAGCAAAGAAGAGUUUAUCCUAACUCCA